GCGUACUUUAGCUGCCCUUGAGUGGUGUGAGACAUUAAAAAAGAAAGAACAACUUUGACAAUCAACUGCUUCAUCCCUUUCUUUCUUCUCUUUUAUUUAUUCAUUCCUCAGUCCUUUUCCAUUCUCAUUUCCAUUCGUUCUCAUUCUCAUUGUCAUUCUCUUUAUCCUUCUUCUCCUCCUACACAUUCUCAUUCUCCCCUCUACAUUUUGUUUUAGUUCUCUUCCAUCAUCUCCUAACCAUGUAUGCCACCGAGGAAAACUCGAACCCCUUGUCAAAGUACAAAGACUUAACACCGAUCCAGCCUAUUAGAGAGCAGGCCCCCACCAAUGGCUCGGGUGUGUUGAAGCAUGGUUACAUCUCCGUCAAGGAGGAGGGUCUCAAGGCCUUCAUGUGGUUGAAGAGAUAUAUGACUUUAAGAGAACUCACCUUGAGUUUCCAUAAGAACGAGUCAACUCCUCAUGCGGUAGUCUUGAUCUUCCUUAAGGAUGUCACUGCCGUGACUCGCACUGAUCUCAAGGCCUAUUGCUUCGAGCUCGUCACAAAGGACCGCAGCUACUUUCUCUCGUGCAAGAAUGAUGAAGAGUUAUACUCGUGGAUGCAUGAGAUCUACUCUCGAUCGCCACUCAUGGGUGUCUCCAACCCUACAAACUUUGUGCACACAGUCCAUGUGGGCUUUGAUCCAAACACUGGUAACUUUUCGGGAAUGCCAGAGCAAUGGACAAAGUUGUUGACUGGAUCUGCCAUCACAAAGGAAGAUUAUGCAAACAAUCCUCAGGCAGUGUUGGAGGUCUUGGAGUUUUACACUGACCAGACAAAACGAAACGAGGAGGAGUAUGGUACACCAUCGUUAGUCCCUGGCAAUCUUCCUCUUGCACCGAAUGAUGCUGAAGGUGAUCGAUGGGCUAACUUGAUGCCGAAGCAAUCGCCCUCUCCACCCUCCAGCCGACCUGAGCGUCCACAGCGCCCGCAGAGACCCGAUGAGCAGCGGCCUUACAUCCCUGAGCGUCUGCAGAGUGUGGAUAUCAUACCUGCUCCUGUUACCCAGAGAAUGUCCAGCUUGGCUAUCUAUGAUGGAAAGCAACAAGGAGGUGGAAAGCCAGCUGUUGCGCCAAGACCACCCAACAAUCUUUAUCCAGACUACAAUCCCCCUUCACCUUCCUUCACACCUCCAUUGUCGAGCUCCCCAUCCAAUAAAUAUAACAACGGCCCUAAACCCCAAGCACAGCAGCAAUAUGGACGAAGCGACGACGCUGGCCAUAAACCACCGCCUGUGGCUCCACGCCCACAUGUUGCGGAAGCCGCUGCUGCGCUGAACGGAACAGCAAACAAGGAUGUUGUCGAGAGGCGAAUCUCCACCAUGACUGAGGCAGAAAUCAUGGAGAAGUUGAGAAGCGUUGUUUCUGCUGGGGACCCUAGCACUCUGUACAGUAAAAUCAAGAAAGUCGGUCAGGGUGCUUCCGGAUCUGUCUACGUUGCCAAGCAUCUUACAACAAAUACAAAGGUGGCCAUUAAGCAGAUGGAUCUUACAAUGCAACCUAGAAAGGAGCUGGUGGUGAAUGAAAUUCUGGUCAUGAAGGAAUCAACCAACCCCAACAUUGUCAACUACUUGGACUCGUUCUUGGUCAAGAACCAAGAGCUGUGGGUUGUCAUGGAGUAUAUGGAGGGAGGUGCCUUGACAGAUGUCAUUGAAAAUAACAAACUGAACGAAAGUCAAAUUGCAUGCAUUUGUUUCGAGACAUGCAAAGGUCUGCAGCACUUACACAGCCAGAACAUUAUUCACAGAGACAUUAAAUCGGACAAUGUCCUCAUGGAUCCCUUUGGGCGUGUAAAGAUUACUGAUUUUGGUUUCUGUGCAAAGUUGACAGAUCAAAAGAGCAAGCGUGCUACGAUGGUUGGUACACCAUACUGGAUGGCACCUGAAGUGGUGAAGCAGAAGGAGUAUGGUGCGAAGGUUGAUAUCUGGUCAUUGGGUAUUAUGGCUAUUGAGAUGAUUGAACAGGAGCCACCAUACCUGGAUGAGGAGCCACUGAAGGCCUUAUAUUUGAUUGCGACGAAUGGAACGCCUACACUCAAGAAGCCAGAGGCAUUGAGUUCAGAACUGAAGAACUUUUUGGCAGUUUGUCUGUGCGUUGAUGUCAAGAGCCGUGCGACUUCAAGAGAAUUGCUUGAUCACGAGUUUAUGAGUCGAGCAGGACCACUUCACUCAUUGCGUCCUUUGUUCGAAUUCAAGCGAGGUGGAUAAAGAAUCCUUGCAAAAAGAAAAAGAUUGAAUGUUUUUUUUUUAAUACAAGUCACUAACAAUACAGAUACAAAAAACUUAAUAGAGAUAGCUCAUUCCAAUGCAGUAAUAAAAAGAAGAUUAAUAAAUAAUAGUAAUA
Molecule: messenger RNA, 2379 nt
Organism: Lobosporangium transversale
Lineage: Eukaryota; Fungi; Mortierellomycota; Mortierellomycetes; Mortierellales; Mortierellaceae
Product: kinase-like domain-containing protein
Exons: 9
Coding region: 240-2243 (667 amino acids)
Biological process (GO): intracellular signal transduction; protein phosphorylation; regulation of MAPK cascade
Cellular component (GO): cytoplasm
Molecular function (GO): protein serine/threonine kinase activity; ATP binding
Source: RefSeq, a predicted model, not a curated record